Messenger RNA from Abrus precatorius (Indian licorice), 1722 nucleotides. Its product is annotated as immune-associated nucleotide-binding protein 9-like. Bases 1 to 1722 code for a protein of 573 amino acids. The record is from RefSeq and is a predicted model, not a curated record. The transcript is spliced from 7 exons. Lineage: Eukaryota; Viridiplantae; Streptophyta; Magnoliopsida; Fabales; Fabaceae. Gene Ontology annotation, molecular function: GTP binding; nucleic acid binding.
AUGUAUCAUAAGGCCUCACAUUAUUUCCUAACUAGAAUUCUGACUAUACCUUUGUUAAGGGGCUUAUUAUUCUAUACGUUGUAUCCAUGUGCAUGGGCUAACCGACGACUAUUGAGCUCGGCUUAUCACCUACAGACUGACGUUCAGACUGAACGGACCAUCCAAUCCUUGGAGGACUUGUUGAGGGCUUGUGUGCUCAAGCAGCAAGGAACUUGGGAAGAGUGCUUGCCGCUAGUGGAAUUCAUAUACAACAACAGUUACCAUGCUAGUAUUGGAAUGACACCGUUCGAGGCCUUGUAUGGGCGGAGGUGUAGGACUCCGUUGUAUUGGCAAAAGAGCUACUAUGAUAAGAGGAGGAAACCGUUGGAGUUUCAGGUGGGUGACCACAUAUUUCUGAAGGUCUCGCCUGUGACUGGAGUGGGGAGAGCUCUGAAGUCUCAGAAGUUGUCUCCUAAGUUUAUUGGACUGUUUGAAGUGUUGAGUAGAAUUGGUCCUGCUGCAUAUCAGAUCGCGUUGCCUCCGAACCUCUCGAAUCUACAUCCAAUGUUCCAUGUGUCACAACUUAGGCAGUAUGUGCCGGAUCCUUCCCAUGUGAUUGAUCUUGACCCGGUUCAAGUAAGAGAAGACUUGUCGUAUGACGUGUACCCGAUGAGAAUUGCUGAUCACCGUGUUAAACAGCUGAGGGGUAAAGAGAUAUCAUUGAUGAAGAUAUCUUUUGUUAUUGCAGUUGUAAGUUUAAUGUUUAUAAUGGGUAAAAUUUCAUCAUCUAAUGAGGUUAGGACAUUAGUCCUAGUUGGACGUACUGGAAAUGGCAAGAGUGCAACGGGUAAUAGCAUUAUUGGAAAGGAUGUCUUCAAGUCGAAGAGAAGAUCCUCAGGUGUAACAAGUGUUUGUGAAUCACAUAGCGUAACCCUAAAAGAUGGACCAACUAUAAAUGUGAUUGACACUCCAGGAUUAUUUGCUGGAACUGAAUCUAUUGGAACAGAAAUAGUUAAAUGUAUUGACAUGGCAAAGGAUGGAAUCCAUGCUAUCCUUAUGGUGUUCUCUGUAAAUACUCGCUUUUCUGAAGAAGAACAAGCUACUUUUCUUAGCUUGCAAGCUUUGUUUGGACCAAAAAUUGUUGACUACAUGAUUGUGGUCUUCACUGGAGGGGACACGCUAGAAGACUAUGAAGAGACACUUGAUGAUUAUUUAGGUUCUGAGUGUCCAGAGCCUCUUAAGGAUAUUCUUACCCUAUGUGGCAACCGUAAAGUGCUUUUCAAUAAUAAUCCCAAAAGAAAGAAAAAUAAAGAAGGACAAGUUCAACAACUUCUUCGUCUUGUAAACAUGGUUGUAUCACAGAAUGGUGGGCUGCCUUAUACAAAUGAGAUAUUUAACGAAGUGAAGGAGAAGGCAAAAAUGCGUGAUCAACAACAAAAAAGGGCUGAUUCUUUAAAAGGAUAUUCCAAAGAAGAGAUAUUAGAUAUUAAACAACAAAUGCAACAAAAUUAUGAUAAUGAGCUUAAACGAAUUACUAAUAUGGUUGAAUCAAAGUUGAAGGAAGAAACUGGUAAUCUUUUGAGAAAGUUAGAAGAAGAGAAAGCUGCCAGAAUUACAGCAGAAAAUAAUUAUAAAACAAUUCAAAUUUCAUCAAGUUAUGAAAUUGAAAAGCUCAAACAAGCUCUUGAGAGGGCGCAUAAAAGAAUCAAUGAUAAUGAACAAAAGCGUUGUUCCAUUCUCUAA